GAUAUCAUCUGUCAGUUAGUUUUCGAUGUCGAUGUUAAAAAACAUGAAUGAGCACCGCGCGUAAUACCAUCGGCUGCGGCGGCUACGACCGUAGUAUCUGAAGAGGACAGCUUUCGCCGAUUAUCUGGUUUUUCUCGUAAGCUUGUGGCCGUUGACACCGCAGCGUGCGGGUCCCGCAGUGCGCGAGUGUGUGCUUUGGCGAACGUAGUUGAGGACGUCAGCUGAGUCGCGUAAACAUUGGCCUUACAAAGUUACGACAAUGGCAACGCCGCUUCUCUUGUAAUCAUUGGCGUCUGACGAUUAGCGGAAUCCCGUGAUGAAAAUCAACAUGAGGGCGUUUAUACUGGUCUUGUUAACAGGAGUGACGCUUGCGGUGGAGGUCCACUUCGAAAAUAAGGACAGCGGCUUCUUUCUGAAACAUACGGCGAGAUGGAGUGGCGCGGGCCCGCCGCCCGAGCCGGUCGGCACGGCGCUACCCGGCGCUCUGCUCUCUCUCGACCGGUUCACGGUACUCCAAGGCUCGGCGCCGGCUUCCGUUCGAGCUACAUACGGCCCGUUCUCUACCAAACAAACUGUCCCAGCAAGAUAUGCUGUACCAGAUCCCUUAGAGCCACCAAAAAGAAAUGCCACCUUGGUAGAGCUCCAAGAUGCCACGGCUCAUAGACUCGACGUGUCUGCUCAUCUUGUGUUUCGGGAGCUACCUCGUGAUGCUCCUGUACUCCGUGUUCUCUUCCAUACUGGAGGUGAAGGAGGCACGCGACGCGCCGCCACCCGACCCAGGCGUGUUUGCAUCACACUACACGCGAGUCUCGGUUCCAAAACUCUCACUGCAUCUUGCGGUCCCGAAGGUGAAGAGGGCGCUUGUUUGGCUGAGCUAACCGUUCCUGCUGCUUGGUGGCCUGCCGAUGGAAAGGGUAAACGUCCGCCGAAGAACAUACGUUUGGCGUACAGCGCCGCUGAAGCGAGUAACGGAGAGAGUCCGGAAGGAGCGUGUGGCAGGGUAUCGGUACAACCGGCGUGGCCGCUGGGCUCCGUCACUCUAGCCGGCGCCCGCGCGGGCUACCGGGAGGCGCGGGCCGGAGACGCCGCAUUGCUCCUGCCUCGCGCACCACUUUAUCCUCAUUCUCGUUUACAUCUGCCAUUUGUCGUACGACGUGAUGCCAGCCACGCUAUUGGGCAUGUCGUUAUAAGGAUGAAAGUAAAGUCUGGGUUGAGGUUAGUCAGCGUAUCAGCCGCCAACUCGCGCUGGGCGGUGACCGCGGAAGUAAAGCCUCGCGCCGCCACUGUGACUGCCACACGUCUGGAGCAACCGCUACGAGAUGAUGAUCAACUCGAAACGGAUAUGGAAGACACCGUUGGCGCCGGAGGUCCAGGAUGGGAGGAGAUCCUCACGUGGCUAGUCGAAGUGGGCGCUGAAGGCGAGGGGGACGCUGAAGGGGCGGAGGGAGAGUCUGGCCGCGGCACAGCGCGCUUGUCCUGGUCCGCCAAGGUCUCAUCAGCUCCUAGUUCAGGCUCUACGACCGAAGAAACGCCUCACGAGCACAGAGUCAACACGCGGUUGGAUAUCGAAAAGGAUGAUAUACAAUCUGUUCUUCCAAUAUCUAAGAACUGGGAGGUGUUAAACACGGCUGUGCUGACUGGGCGGCAGGUAUCACAGGCAAUGAAAGUCCUGAUCGUCUCUCAAGCCGGCCAGGUUGCUGACGUCACACUCCAAAGCUCCUGCCACUCGGAAGAUGAAAGCGUGCUUAAGGUGUCAUCGUCGUGUAGCUCCGUGUAUGUCGACGGUUCUGAGAUCCGGGGCUCGUCGAACGCUUCCGUAAUCGUGAAGUACGGCACAUAUACCGGUCUAGCGCGCUUCACUGUCUGGAUGCCAGAGUACCCACUCGAGAUCGACGUCGACGACAAUCGACUCUCGCAAAUCAAAGGUUGGAAAGUACCUGAUGACGCGAACGCUAAGGACAGACUGAAGCGCUCUCUAUCGGCGAGAGGAUGGGGCGGCGCGCGACCCGACGGCACCAACUCACUCACAGAACAACGAGCCUGUCGGCUGAGAUAUCAGCAGAGCAACGUCGAGGUGUAUGCUCGGUUCCUGGCGAAGGACCACGACUCGGGUCGCGUGUCUUACCUGGUGUCGCGACGUACGUGGCUGCAGGUGACAGAGCUGGUCUUGGCGCUGCUCCGUGUCUCCGAUCCUCGUAUUGCCACGCUAAGGGACCGCGUGCUGCAAGGACGUAGUACCGGACGUACGGAAGUGCAAGUCCUCUCUCCUAUCACUGGUCGGGUGAUUGGUCUCCGUGAAGUGCGUGUGGUGAACGACAAAGUGACGAUCUCUCGUCUACUGGUGCGCGUCAUCUCCGGCCUGCAGCUCAACAUCUCUCCGGACAGUGCUAUUGAGAACGGAUAUGUCUCCGAAACAACCGUCACCAGGCGACUGACUGCUCAGUACCAGGAAGGCUUACUGGACAUAGACAUCGAGUUCUCUGAUGGUAGCCAUACAGCGCUUCGAGACGUGGCCGUAUCCGACUACUACCUGUUGGUGGAGAGCCUCGACUCCGAAGUGGUGGCCUUCGCGCCAAUGCUGGCCUCGAGACAUCCACGCGUCAUUGCCGUUGGAGAAGGUAGUGGCGAACUGCUUCGAGUGACAUUAUUAACGCCGGAACAAUGCCGAGUGGGUCCGUUACGUCGAGUGGCACUCCCUGGCAAGGGUGACGCUAAGACCCCCGCUAACAUUAAAAACAUCCCCGGUGCCCUGGCUACCGCGGCUGCCAGCGUGGACGUAGACUUCAGCGGGAGCGACCUACCGCAGCGGCCGGACACGCCACAGAAUGAUGAUAUCAUGGCACGCGGAGGAAUCAGGAGCGGCAUGUCCGAUCUAAGUGACGUAUUAAAAGGUUUCUCUCCGUUCAAAGACGAGAAUAACCACGAGCCAACGGUGCAAGCACAACAGUAUGGCUCCAUUUUCCGAGGCGGCAGCGCUCGGCCCCGCCCCCCGCCUCACAUGACGCCGCUUGAAAUCGGAAUGUAUGUCCUGCUGGGAGCUUUUUGUUUUGCAAUUGUGAUUUUCGUAGUAUCAUGCGUGGUAUACGCUUCUCGUCUCAAACCCGCUAACACAGAGCUAGGUAUCGGCGGCGGACGCUCGCUACCCGCGGUAGCUGAAGGCGGGCGUCUGCAGGUAGCGGGGCUAGUCGGUACUACCCUGGGCUUGGCUAGAGACAAACCGUCUAGGGAAUCAACAACCAACGCUCAUGAUUGGGUUUGGCUAGGCCGUGCAACAAUAGAAAGAAAUGGUAAUCGACAACUGGCGAACCGUAACUCCAGCCAACCGAUCGAUAAAAGUAACAACAACGAGAUGAGAAUCACAUCUAAUCCUCUCAACUAUAAUUACGUUGAACCCGAUGACGCUAUACGAGAAAAUGGCAACGUCAUGGUCACCAGUUUCGACAACCCUAAUUCUAUCGAGCUGCCGUCCCAGAAUGAGAAGACCAGGACCACGGAUGACAAGACCAGGAUAGAGGAUAAGAACAGGGUGAUAGACUCGACGACGUACUGCAAGAAGCCGGCUCGACACGCGCGACAACACUCCGGAGACGGUCAUUGGCAGGUGGAUGCAGCUGAUCUUGACGAGUACCGACCCCCCGUGCCGCCGCACAGGCACUCCUCAGCUACACAACCCCAGAUACCUGUCCCGCCACGCAACAACAAGUCCUUGCCAGAAACAGUCAUGCCACCGACGCGACGCAGCCACUCACGCGCGCACCACAAAAGACACGACCGCGACCGCAAAGACGACCGCAACGAUGACCGCAAUCCCGACCGCAAUCGCGACCGCAAUCCUGACCCCGAACCCGACAACGCCUCACCCGAACAUGCACGACGUCCGGACCGAAUUAUUGAUUUGAACGCGAGCAACACCCCGUACAUGAUGAAUCGAGAGCCGAGCGAGUACUGCGACUACCCCAUGCACUACGAGGCCGAGUUGUCCGAGCUGUCCGAAGACCCGGUGGAGAAGCUGAGCAAGGCGGACUGUGCUCGCCUCUUCGAGUUUGACAGCGACGCGCCGCUCGUUCUCGAGAACAAGGACUACCGCGAGGUCAUCGGUCUCAACAGAGGCACCGACGACUCACGCCGCACCUUCACUAAGCCCGACAGCCCCGACUACAUGCUCGACUCUGGAAUUGGUUUGCCCGACGUCCAGAUGAGACACAAAAAGAACAAGGAAUCAAACGUUCAGGGAGAUUUCGUUGAACCCGGCACUCAGAUUAAAGGGAGCACUUCCCCUGAGGUAAAGCGCGCAACGAUCGUCGGCAAUCCGAUGUACUCGCGACGCGCCGCGGCGGGGGCUGUGGGGACAGACGUACAGGCGGACUCGCUCGGCCUCGACGACCUGCAUAUGGACUACGACCAGAUCAUGCACUACUUCCACAACCUCAAGGAAUCGAACGCCUGAGUAGAGCAGAUCAUUGCAAAGAUCCGGCAGAUAUUGUCUACGUUUAAAUAUCAGCAUGUCGUGAAAGCUUCUCCGAUCGAGGUAUACGAUGCGGGCGCGGAGGCGCGCGUGCCGGGGGGCCCGGCGGGGGCAGGGGAUAGUACCGUUGACGCUCUCAACAACAACGCGCCCGCGCAAGCGCACCUCUACGAGAAUAUUGACGGCCACAGAGUCGCGCCUACGCAAAUGCUUUGCGACUCUAUCGCUCACAAAAAUAAUUUCAUGAAACGUCAAUUGAAAUUUUUACUCGACCAUCUGAGCGAGGCCUACGAAUGAGUGCUGUCAACGUAUUAUCCUCCGUACAAUAUGUGUCGACAUGGAUCCUUGCAGUGAUCGAAAUCCAAAACUAUACUAAAAUGUAAACUGUUUUAUACUAAUAUAGCGUUAAACGUAUUUAAUCUAGUCAUCUACAAAGCUGCACAUUAUUUAUGAUGUAUUUAAUAACUUAUCGUGUGCAUCUAGUUAAAUAAUACUCGUAAUUAUGUCAAUACAAAUAUUAAUGUAAGGGAAUUGUAUACACGCGUUGUUUUGUCUGUAUGUUAAUAUAACUUAUUGAACGGGCUAAUUAAGUAUCCACGUUAUAUCUACAUAUGAAUGCGCGAGCCUUGACUGUUGUCGCUAUAUUCCCGUACCAAAUAUAAAUCUUGCAUUUUUCCAACACCCUGUACAUAUGUUUCCACUAGUAAUGGUAAAAACGCUACCUCACUUAUAUGUAUGUAUUCUUAAAUUAGAGCUUAGCCGAUACUCGUAUUUCCGAGCAUGUAUUACACUAAUUGAAAUUGUAAAUCUUUCUUAUAUAUGCGUUUACUACAGUUAUUUAAUUUUAUUUCACUUUCUUCGACAUUAUAACAAAAUACAAAUGAAAUAGAUAUAAAGACUGCAUGAAGCCAGUGCUUAGAAUGUUAUUUAUAGUUAGUAUUUCAUAGCUUAAGACAGAACUAGUCAAAUAUAACCCGUGAGCUAAUUCAUUUGCUCAAAUCUUGAUGCGAGUCUCACAAAAUCUGAUAUCGAUGUUAGUAAGCUUACGGCUUGGAAACAUUCCUUUGUGAUUACCACCGCCUCUCUUUAAUAUGUGUACUAAAAUAAUCGUAGUCUAGUUGAUACCAACUAUAUUGACAAUUUUAACAUUUUGUCAUAUUUAACAAAAGCUUUGUCAAUUGUCUAAAUCCGAUAUACAAAAAUGGAAUUGUGAUAAAAUGACUGCUAGGAUUGAUUUUAAAUGCGGUCGAUUUUAUAAAUUAAAAUGCCAUAUCAUGAGACCUAGCGCUUGUAUUAUAACAUGUAAACACUUAAUAUUAAUUUAUUGAGAAUGUAAAUUGCAUAUAUCGGUAAGAUAGCUCCUUAGGCUUUGUAAAUAUUGUUAUGACGUUAUAUAAUUUAUAGGUAUUCAUGUGGAGGCGACGAUGCGGGAAUAGAGAAUAUUUUUAGUAGAGUCGCUUGACAUUCUAUAAAAAGCGUAGUAAUGCACUCUGAAAUGUGGUAAAAUUGUCUAUUUAAAAACAAGUAUCGAUCCUAAAUGCUACACUCCGGAAUAUAAAAAGAGAAUAUUGACCAAUAUUAUUGUAAAACAUAUUUAUGGUCACAAUAUUUCCAAUCUGUGACAGAGAAGGCGCUUUACAUUGCAAUCAAUCUUUCUCUUUCUAUUCGGUGUGUAAAAUUUAAGGUUAUGUACUUCACUUUAGUCAAUGUUUUAAUGUAUUUGUGUAUUUAAUGUGACCGUAUUAGAAAUAACAAUCAGUCAAAAAUAUUAAUUAUUAUUUAGCUAGACGUUCAGUAAUGUUAAACUGUUUAUUGUUAACUGUCGAAACACUUAUUACUUAUAUUGUCAUCCCUUUCAUUAUCUUUGAAAAAACAGAGACAAUGUGUUUUGACAAGUGUUUCGCGGUAUAUUUUGACAGUUCAUUUAGCAAACUGUUGUACGAAAUCUCUUUGAUAAUUCAGAUAGUGUGUUGUUUGGCUUUCGUCGUUAGAUUAGUCACGACUCUGGAUACAAAGUACAUUACUCUGUAGUAUUUGUUACUGGUACAUUUGUUUCUGUUGAGUUUUUUCAAUAAUAAUAUAUUAAAAGAGAAUUUUAUUAAUAACUAUUGCUACAGAUUUAUACUUGUAUGCAAACUGAGGCUUGUCACGAAAAUCCUUUCAUAAAAUGUCAAAUAUAAUAAAUAUCAAUAUUAAAUAUCAAGUGUUUCAUUUUAAUUAUCCCUUUCCCGUCCCAAAAUUACUGUGACCAAUGACAUCCAUCAGUCAAUUUAACUUUAACCAUAAUCAACAGAUGUCAGCAAUAGUGAGAUGUUGGAAAUAUUCUACCAGUGUCUACGAUGGCCAGAAGAUAGGUCAAGAAUUUUAUUACUUGAGCUAGACGCUCUAUGUACUGCCUACACUAUCGUAGAUUUCCUAGACGAAAAUCUUUUAAAAUAUAUUGUUAUCUUUUUAGUCCAAGACAAUGACAGGGAUCACAAUAGUUUUUAUACAGUGAUUUUGAUUUCAGAAACCAACAGUCAACCGACAGUGCUACUUA
Messenger RNA from Papilio xuthus (Asian swallowtail), 7004 nucleotides. It is a transcript of the gene dtn, whose product is annotated as transmembrane protein 132C dtn. The record is from RefSeq and is a predicted model, not a curated record. The transcript is spliced from 21 exons. The coding region runs from base 317 to 4447 and encodes 1376 amino acids. Lineage: Eukaryota; Metazoa; Arthropoda; Insecta; Lepidoptera; Papilionidae.